CGCAGGGUUAGUGAGUGACGUUACCUGGUAAAGAUCAUUUAAAAAUAGCUGCAGUCAGCCACCUCCCGCAGAUCCUUACCACAACUGUCUCCGAGCUGACCUGCAGUCCGUGCAUUCAUGGUAUCCACGCCUUCCUACAUCUCCUUCAAAGCUAACAUAGGAAGCAUGCUGCCCUGGGCCAAUCAUUCAAACACCAAACCUGCCACAGCAGACAAAAGCCGGCGCUCCCAAAGCUCCAAAGACAUCUUCAGCGUGAUGGUAACUCCCGACCGUAUCCCUAAGUUCUUCAUCCCGCCUUUGGACGUUCACCUUCAGCGGGAGCGGGGUCAGAGGGCUCAGAGAGGCUCCUCGGCACCAGACCUGCUGCUCUCAGCCCGAGAGGAAGGCUCGAAAAGCCCCAGCUCCGAGAGGAGCUGCUCCGAACCCAAUGUGGCCAGGGAGGGUCUUCAGAAGAGGCCCAGCUGCGGGGGGCAAGCUGCUGGCGACCAUUCCGACCCCCCAACACGCGCUGCCAUGUCCCUGCCCCACCUGCAGAAAAUCACCACCCCUUACGGCUUCCCGGCCCUCGGAGAGGUCCCUCACAUUAAUAGGAAGGAGUCACUUUUCUUUGAAGACGACGUGGCGGAGGUGAGGAGCAGAAGGAAGAGGAGCGCGGUGCUGGACAGAAGAAACUGUGUUAGGUUUAAUGACCGCGGGGGACGUGAGGAGCAGAGACCCAGCAGCCCGGGAUGCUGUGAACCCAUCGCCGAGCGCAGUCCUCAGACCAGCCCCUAUCCCAGGUUCGUGAAAGACAAGAGCAAGUUCCAACUCCUCAUCAAGAAGCACCUCAACAACAUAAAGCGCAUGAGGUCUACUCGAACCUUGGGCCGCUUGGCGGAUCGGAUUCUGAGCCGUCCCAGUGCGUGAGCUUGACAGAGCAGAGAGAGAUUCCUCUGUGCAUCAAGCCAUCGCGCUCCUUCAUCAUCAUCAUCGACCCAUUUGGGCGGGCCAUCUUCAACACUGGCGGCACCCAGCCCGGUUUCUCACAGGUUGCUUGAGUUGCUCUGCGUUUGGAUGCAAGCAAGUUUUUCCCGGCUGUCUUCGGGAUGCAGCAAUGCUAAUCGCCCUGUGCUAAAACGAAUGGCCAUGUCCGAACAGAACAGAGUGUAAAUACAGGCUGCUGCACUGUACCAUGAGGAUUUAGAUUGAUGUGAACUGUACCAGUAUUAAAAUGUACCGCACUUACUUGCACACAAUAAAGCAUUGUUCGAUAGCGUGUUGCUAAUGA
This is a messenger RNA of Stegostoma tigrinum, 1267 nucleotides long. Its product is annotated as C2 calcium-dependent domain-containing protein 4A-like. The record is from RefSeq and is a predicted model, not a curated record. Bases 118 to 906 code for a protein of 262 amino acids. The transcript is spliced from 2 exons. Lineage: Eukaryota; Metazoa; Chordata; Chondrichthyes; Orectolobiformes; Stegostomatidae.